GGGAGAGCAGCGGCGAGGCGAGGGAGGGGGGAGCGAGUGACCGGCCACGGAUUUUCAUUGCAGAGAGGAGGGGAAGGGAAAAAAAGCCUACACGGGUCAUCAAAACAGAAUGGCAGAGACUCAUGGUUUGAUGGAGAGACUGGAGAAAGCAGUGACUCGACUUGAAUCAUUGUUUUCAGACUCACACGGAUCUGGUGGAAUGGAGUGUGAUGCCAUCAAUGGAGUCAAUGGAAGCAUAGCACCAUAUGUUGAAGCCUUUGAUAGGCUGCUGAAUGGAAGUGUUGCUGAUUUUCUCAGGUACAGCAAGAUUCUUGAAGGUGAUGUGAAGACACAUGCAGAGAUGGUACGUGCUGCUUUCCAAGCACAGAGAUCUUUCCUGGUGUUAGCAUCCCAAUGUCAAGAGCCUCAAGAGAACGAGGUGGCAAUGCUUCUCAAGCCAAUAUCAGAGAAGAUUCAGGAAAUCCAGAACUUCAGAGAAAGGAACAGAGGGAGUAAAAUGUUCAACCACCUCUCAGCUGUCAGUGAAAGCAUACCUGCCCUUGGGUGGAUAGCAGUGUCUCCUAAACCAGGCCCUUAUGUCAAGGAGAUGAAUGAUGCUGCUACCUUUUAUACUAACAGGGUAUUAAAGGACUACAAGCACAGUGACACACGUCACGUUGAUUGGGUGAAGUCAUAUCUGAACAUCUGGUCUGAGCUUCAAGCUUAUAUCAAAGAGCAUCAUACCACAGGUCUCACCUGGAGUAAAACUGGUCCUGUAGCAUCAUCCAUGUCUAUGCGGUCUGUUCUAACAAGCAGCUCGUGCCUCUCACCACCACCACCGCCGCCACCGCCACCACCUGGACCUCCCCCCAUCUUCGAUACAGAAACUCCAAAGGAUGAAGGAACUGCAUCUCGCUCCGCCCUAUUUGCACAGCUUAACCAGGGAGAGGCUAUUACCAAAGGGCUUCGGCAUGUUUCUGAUGACCAGAAGACUCACAAGAACCCCAGCCUACGUGCCCAAGGUCCAUCUGUUCGUUCUCCAACAAAAAGCCAUACUCCAAGUCCCACUUCUCCCAAGAAUUCCCCGCAGCAGAGCCAUGCCCCUGUCUUUGAGCUAGAGGGAAAGAAGUGGAGAGUGGAAUAUCAAGAGGAUAAGAAUGACCUGGUCAUUACCAACACUGAACUCAAGCAAGUGGCCUACAUUUUUAAGUGUAACAAAUCUACACUUCAGAUAAAAGGAAAAAUCAAUUCAAUUACUAUUGACAACUGUAAAAAGUUUGGCCUUGUGUUUGACAACGUUGUGGGAAUCGUGGAAGUGAUCAAUUCCAGGGAUAUUCAGAUUCAGGUGAUGGGGAAAGUGCCAACCAUUUCUAUUAACAAAACAGAGGGCUGCCACAUCUACCUCAGUGAGGAAUCAUUAGAUUGUGAGAUUGUGAGUGCCAAGUCAUCCGAAAUGAACAUCCUCAUCCCCCAAGAUGGUGAUUAUAAAGAAUUUCCGGUUCCUGAACAGUUCAAGACAGCAUGGGAUGGAUCUAAGUUGGUCACUGAACCUGCAGAGAUUGUGGGUUAACUUCCUAACACCAUAGAGCACUUGCUGACCGCGACCAGACCACAGCCAGCAUGAACAAAGCAGUAAUGUAAAGAACUAGAAAUAGCAGUAGCUUAUACUGCUGUGAUAGGCCUUCAAGCAUUAGCUCUGCAUGCUAGAAACAAGAACACAUCUGGCACCCUUUUGUUAGGCAUCCCAAUACUCUUCAUGUUUCCACAGUUUGUCUUCACAUACAUUUUUAAUUCUCCAUGAUUUCAUAUGAAUGUAAUAGACUAAAACUUCCAUCCUCCAGUCAUAUCAUUGGUUUGAAACACUGUAUGCAUUAAGCCAAAAUACUGCAUGAUACACUUUAUCAUCUUGCUUUAGUGCAUUCCUUUUCAUGUUUCUGCUAAUCAAAAACAUCAUUAAGACUUUAAGAUGUUUAUUUUUACCUAUGAAGCAAUUUCUGUAUGAUGCAGUAAAAAUGCACCCCUAGAAAGUAUGCAGUUCCUUGUAGUUCUGUGGCAACCAUAAUGGGGUUUGUUUUAAACAAGCAAAAAAA
This is a messenger RNA of Melopsittacus undulatus (budgerigar), 2069 nucleotides long. It is a transcript of the gene CAP2, whose product is annotated as cyclase associated actin cytoskeleton regulatory protein 2. Lineage: Eukaryota; Metazoa; Chordata; Aves; Psittaciformes; Psittaculidae. The record is from RefSeq and is a predicted model, not a curated record. Gene Ontology annotation, cellular component: cytoplasm. The transcript is spliced from 13 exons. Gene Ontology annotation, molecular function: actin binding; adenylate cyclase binding. Gene Ontology annotation, biological process: cytoskeleton organization; actin filament organization; cell morphogenesis. Bases 110 to 1549 code for a protein of 479 amino acids.